UCGCGUCCCGUUACAUACCCAGAUCAACAGAACUACACGCCUAUAUAUAAUAACAAAUCAGAGAAUUGGAGAGUCCUUGAAAAUUUACUGCUUGCACAUUCCUCUCCCAUCUGCAGCUAGUUCCAUCGUACAUUGUCCACGACUGUCAUUGCUGAUUCUUCUCGUCGAGUCCUAGCUCCAAUCAAUCCGUUUCCAUAUGGGAGUCAUACGGAUUGCAAGCCUUCUACUCCUUGCUGGGGCAAUUUGGUGGUUAGAGGCGAAAUCUGGUGCCGAGGCCGCCGGCACGACGGUGUUCACGCUGCACAACAACUGCACCCAGACGAUCUGGCCGGCCACAUUGUCCGGAAACAGCGCGGCGGCCGUCGGGGGCGGGGGCUUCGAGCUGUCGCCCAACGCCACCGUCUCGUUCCCGGCCCCGGCAGGCUGGUCGGGCCGCCUCUGGGCGCGCACAGGCUGCGUCGCGUCGCCGUCGCCGUCGCCGUCCCCGUCCCCGUCCUCCCCCUCCGGGCUCUCGUGCGCCACGGGCGACUGCAGCGGCGCCGCGAGCUGCUCCCUCGGCGGGGCGCCGCCCGUCACGCUGGCGGAGUUCACCCUGGGCGGCGCCGACGGCAAGGACUUCUACGACGUGAGCCUGGUGGACGGGUACAACGUCGGCGUCGGCGUGGCGGCGACGGGCGCCAGGGUGAACUACGCCACGUGCGGGUACGCCGGCUGCGUCGGGGACGUGAACGCGCUGUGCCCGCCCGAGCUGCAGAUGUCCGCCGGGGCGAAUAAGGCCGCGGAGGAAGGGCCGACGGUGGCGUGCCGGAGCGCGUGCGAGGCGUUCGGGACGGCCGAGUACUGCUGCACGGGCGCGCACGGCGGGCCGAGCACCUGCGGGCCGACCAAGUACUCGAGGCUGUUCAAGGCGGCGUGCCCCGCGGCCUACAGCUACGCGUACGACGACCCCACCAGCACCUUCACCUGCGGCACCGGCGCGCAGUACCUCGUCACCUUCUGCCCGGGCCACCAGUAGUAGUGGCCGGAGUUGUGGCCGUGCGGACCGUGUGCGAGCGGCACAAACUGCAACUGCCGGUGCCCGUUGAUCAUUUUGUUUAUCUUAUCUUAUCUUAUCUAAUCUAAAAAAAAUGCUUGUAAUUUUGCAUUUGCCACUAGGACUUGCUAGAGCAUAGAAAGUUUGGUGUGACGAACUCAAUGUUUCCAUGCCAUCCGUGCACACGCGCGUACACGGUAUACCUGAUGUGACGGAUCCAACUUCCCAACAAUGACAGGCCAUUAGGAUCGUAA
Sorghum bicolor (sorghum) is the source of this 1287-nucleotide messenger RNA. Its product is annotated as pathogenesis-related protein 5. The coding region runs from base 197 to 1015 and encodes 272 amino acids. The transcript is spliced from 2 exons. Gene Ontology annotation, cellular component: extracellular region. Gene Ontology annotation, biological process: defense response. Lineage: Eukaryota; Viridiplantae; Streptophyta; Magnoliopsida; Poales; Poaceae. The record is from RefSeq and is a predicted model, not a curated record.